UGCUAUAUAUAAUCUUCUGCUCUUCACCUUGGUCCUUAUUAUAUACAUUGUGACAAUAUGUGGAAACCUUAUGAUCAUCAUGUUGGUAUAUUACAGCAAGACCCUUCAUUCCCCCAUGUACUUCUUCCUCUCCCAACUCUCUAUAUCUGACAUCAUGCUGACCACAGAUAUUUCUCCUAACAUGUUACAUAUUGUUCUACAUGAGCGGACCUCCAUAUCCUUUUCUGGUUGCAUAUGUCAGUAUUGGAUUUAUUCUUCAGUAGAAGCAUUUGAAUGUUUCCUUCUGACAGUGAUGUCCUAUGACCGCUAUCUAGCCAUCUGCUCUCCUCUCCAUUAUGUCUCCAUUAUGAAACAAUCACUUUGCAUUCAAUUAGUUCUUGCAUCCUGGAUUUUCAGCUGUUCUAUGGCAUUAAUAGCAACACUCAGCAUAUGUCAGCUAGAUUUCUGUGGAUCAAAUGUUAUUGACUAUUUCUAUUGUGAUUUAAAUCCUCUUAUGGAACUUUCUUGUUCAGAUACAUCCAUAGUUCAAAUAGAAGCCACCUUGUUCUGCUUCCCUGUGCUAAUAUUACCCAUUCUUCUGAUAGUAGUUUCAUAUAUUUAUAUUGUUGUAACUCUGUUAAAGAUUUCCUCCUUUUCAGGAAGACUGAAAUCCUUUUCCACUUGUAGCUCCCAUCUCACUGUUGUGUUUCUAUUUUACGGAACCCUACUUGCUGCAUAUCUGAUUCCAAAGGAAGGACAGUCACGAGUCACCAGUAAGAUAAUGUCGUUGUUGUACACGGUUUUUACUCCCUUUGUAAAUCCUUUCAUAUACAGCUUGAGGAAUAAAGAUAUUAUAGAAAUUGUAAACAAGGUUGUAUAUAACCAAAAGCUAUAA
Molecule: messenger RNA, 874 nt
Organism: Rana temporaria (common frog)
Lineage: Eukaryota; Metazoa; Chordata; Amphibia; Anura; Ranidae
Product: olfactory receptor 1468-like
Exons: 1
Coding region: 71-874 (267 amino acids)
Biological process (GO): G protein-coupled receptor signaling pathway
Cellular component (GO): membrane
Molecular function (GO): olfactory receptor activity; G protein-coupled receptor activity
Source: RefSeq, a predicted model, not a curated record